Messenger RNA from Homarus americanus (American lobster), 4961 nucleotides. Its product is annotated as carbohydrate sulfotransferase 3-like. The transcript is spliced from 4 exons. The record is from RefSeq and is a predicted model, not a curated record. Gene Ontology annotation, molecular function: N-acetylglucosamine 6-O-sulfotransferase activity. NCBI's taxonomy places the organism in Eukaryota, Metazoa, Arthropoda, Malacostraca, Decapoda, Nephropidae. Gene Ontology annotation, biological process: sulfur compound metabolic process; N-acetylglucosamine metabolic process. The coding region runs from base 799 to 2625 and encodes 608 amino acids.
GCCCGCGCCCUCAGUCUACCUCCCGACCCCGCCACGAGUGCACACACCACGCUCCCCGUGACAGUUCGGUUUUACGGAUUUUGUAUCUGUGUCUGAUGUUCGCUUUUAAUUAAAACACAAUAUUACGGGUGUGUGAUGUACUCCGAUGGUGACAUUUUCAGAUUUAAGUGAAGAAUAAGAGUAUCAAACACAUGAACCAGUUCAAGUGUGGGAAUGAUAGAAAAAAAAUAUUAAAAUCGAAUUUUCUUGUGGGUGUGGUGGAAGGCACUUCAACCAGUUACCGAGAGCCAGUACCAGCAGUCACUCAUUCUGUUACAAAGUGACAGUGAAUUUUUAACCAUAUCUAUACCUGAGCACUCAACAAGUGUUACUAGCAGCAUGUGCGUCGCAAAGUGUAAGUAACAAAAAAUACAAGCAGAAAGAAAAUUGUUUACCACAGUGAAUGUAAAAAGAAGAAAAGACAGUAAAUACAGCUUGUCUCUGGGACCCAGUAACAGCAAACAUUUAACCAGUCAUCGACAAGCAGUUCAAAAGAAACAGUGAAGCAGUGAGUCAAUAACUGAGAGAGUGUGUGUGUGUGUGAGGGAACAAGCACAACCAGGUGUGUGUGCGAGGGGCAGCAGGUGGCACCCUACCCGCGCUCUUGCAUCAGAUCUGUCAAGCAGUUCACGACUCCUUGUGUUGAUCAUGUUGACUUAAGGUUCGUGUUGAGGGUUAUCGCUCCGUGCACCGGGUGACUGGCUGAAAAGUGAGACAAACUUUAGCUUUAAACUAAAUAUACUCAAUCGGUGUUAAACCAUGGGUGACACGGACCAAAACGUUACCUCAUUGACCCACACACAGGAGGAUCAUGCCAAAGAAAAUGUGGAGAAAGACAAAGGCGUCCCAAAACUCACUGAAGAAGUCGAAAAAAAUGUCGUGGUAAAUAAAACUGAAGGACAAAAAGACGAGGAGAAGUUGGAAGGGAAAGAGAAAAACCAAGAGGACACCCAAAGCACCUGCUCCAACACAUCCUCCGAUACAUCCUCGUCUUCGACACCUUCUUCCACAUCGUCAGAUGGGGGCAGUUCCUCUUCUUCUUCCUCCUCCUCCUCCACCUCUUCUUCUUCGACAGAGGACGCCCCAAGGGUCAUCCACAUCGAGGACUCGGACAAGAAGUACAGCGUGGUGGAGCCUACUAAACCCAAGACCUGGCUAGCCGCUUACAACUCCCUUGCACCCAGGACCCGCCAGACCGUCCGCACAGCAGCUAUUGCCAUUAUAUCCGCCCUGGCACUCGUGGCUAUCUUCCACCUGGCCAAGCUUGCUGAACAUCCAGUUAGUGAGAACGUAAUUGAAGCGCCGUCCCUGGAGGUGAAACAAGAAGCUGCGGCCUGGAGUGGUGACGGAGUCCGGAAGACCUCUGGUGGCAAGGCUAUCAUCCCUUCAGCAGGUGCUGGAGAGGACUGGAGAGGAGGGCAAGAAUUUAACGAUGCCGUGGCGGACGCUGGAGGCGUCAACCCAGUGUCUCCAGUGCAGGACAUUUUGGCUCAUGCUAGACCCGGUGGUAGGAGAGUCGCCAUCCGUCCAAUCCUCAAUAUUCCAGUUGAUCGAAAUAUCAUGAUGCAUGACGUACAGCGUAUCGAAAAGCUGAACAAGAGGUACUCCCGACCUGCCAACUCAACGGAGGUGGAGAAGACGUUGGAUCUUGUAAGGAAGAAAGUAGAAGCUGAUCGCAAAAUGCUCACCAGCAAGUCCCUGAGGCUGUGGUCUCAAGGAGAGACGCCGCUCAGAGUGUUACUCGUCACAACAUGGCGGUCUGGCUCCACUUUCCUGGGCCAAGUGUUGGCCAACCAUCCCGGUGUUUUCCACCACUACGAACCUUUCAGUCCCCGCGGGGUGCGACAGGUCCGUUCUGGUCGCGAUGCGUUCCAGGCUCAACAGUUACUGCACCGUCUACUAGACUGUCAGUUUACCGGUCAAGACGAAUAUCUGAACUACACCCGCUCUCACCCCGAAGAUAUGAUUGGUCACAACAAGGUGGUAUGGGAAGCCUGCCACCAGGGACCCAAUAUCAACGCUUGCUAUAACGCUGCAUUCCUCUCUAGGUCGUGCCAGAUGUUCCCAAUCCAGUUGGUAAAGACGGUACGUCUACGACUUAACCUGACUCAGUUGUUCCUGAAUGACGAAAAGAUGAACACGAAAGUCGUGUUCCUAGUACGUGAUCCUCGAGCCACCAUGAGUUCCCGCUAUACCUCAGUGUCUUGGUGUUCUGACAAACCCGACUGUUCGUCUCCAGAAGUUCUAUGCUCGGACUUGCAGGCAGACCUGAAAGUUGCCACAGCUCUUCGCCAUCUCUAUCCUCAACGAUUCACCAUGAUCAAGUACGAGGACAUAGCCACAGACCCACAGCCGGAGAUCCAUCGCCUGAUGGACUUCCUUGGAUUGGAAUAUUCUACAGAUAUUGCUCGUUAUGUUGAGGAACACACGCAGGUGGACGUCAACAACCCGUGGAGCACCAAGCGAAAGUCGUCCGACCGCAUCAACAUGUGGAAGAAGCAGAUGCCUCUUGAGGAGGUCCACACCAUUCAGAAUGCUUGUGAGUCGGUACUCAAGACGCUUCAGUACGAAGUCGUUGGCCAGUGAGGGAAAAUGACGAGCCGCCAACAACGUCGGGUGAAUGCCUGAAGGUGCUGAAGCUAUCAAGCUUUGACAAUUUUGUUUUUUCUAAGGGAAGAAACUUCACAUAAUGACAGUGAUCACGACCUCAGCCUUCUCAGGGCUAUUGAAAGAGAGAAAGACUUAAAGCCAUCAUAAGUGUGUGAGCCCUGCUAGACGUUCAUUAGAAACUGACGAUAUAUGACACUUGACUGUGGCUCCCGCACUGACCACAAAGUUUGUGUGCAAGAAAACCACGCAGUAACGCUUCCUCAUUGUCCACCCUAUUUUUCACUCCCUGUCAUCAGUGACGAACAAUCAAGAAUUUAUUUCACAAGAUUGUACAAACUUAAACUGACCUGACUCUUCAGGAGACACAGAGUAAUGAUAAACCUUAGACCAGAAUGUCAACUCAGUUCUUCUUUCUGUCAUUUCCAGAGGAACAUAUCCGACACCUGAGUAACAACAGUUACUUCACAAGACACCUGAGAGUCGUGUCAACCUGCAUGAGAGAUUUAUCAACUAAUUCUUCAGGUUCAUUAACAUCUUUCCAGUCCUGUUGGGAUAAUUAUAUCUAAACAUUGUCUUCCACGUAUGAAGACAACAACAAGACGUCAAAAUAAAUAACUUCAAUAGAUGCUGGGUGUAGAUCAGCGCCUCACCUCCCACAAUAGCUCUCUCAGCACACAAGUAUAGAUCUCUUAAAUUUUAACACCUGAAUGAGAUUGUAGGAACACCCUUUUGAAAUUUGCUCUUUUGCUCUCUCUCCUUUUUAGGCACACUUAAUACACUCCUAACUGAUCAUCCUAAGAUAAGGAUUUCACUGUAGUAUUAACAAACACCAAAUCUAUAGUCUGUGUAAUAUUAAACGUGUAUCUUUCUGAGGCCGUUGCUUUGGGUACAGAACAAGGAGGAAUGAUAGGCACGAACAAUUUUCACUUAUGAAAACUAGUAAUAAUCUUUUGUUGAUCUGUUGUUGCGAAUGACACAUCUCUUGUAUUUGUUCAUUCCUGUGAGACCUAAUCUAAUGUGCCUUGUUCUCAAAUGAUCUACGAAGAUGUUUGUAUGUAUGUAUGUAUGUACUGUAUAUAUAUAUUUCAACCUUAUAGGAUUAAGUUUUUAUAACAUGAUUUAACAAAAUACCUAAACAAAGAAAGGUGUUUGUUAUGUAGGGCAAGUAUGAUCAUGUGACAGAAAUACUGACACAUCAGUAAAUGUAAAUUAUAAAUGGUAAGUGUACAGACAUAAAAGCUUUUCUUCUUUUUCCUUUUUCUUUUAAUUUUUCUUCCUUCUUAUAUACUUUAUAUAUAUACUUAUACUUCAUACCACUUAUAGUUUCUUGUACCAGUACACCGAUUAUUGUUUUUCUACUCUGAUACAUUUAUUUAUAUUCCAGCCACUUGUAUCGCUAAACCCAUUAUUUUUUUUAUUCUCUUUUAUGUUUCUCUACGAAUUAUUAUAGUUAACUUGCAAAGAUUUUGGCUUCACCUCUAUCAACAGAUCAUAGAAACGUCAAAUAUAUAUUCUAAGGUCAUGAUUGGAUUCAAAACCUAUGUACACGCAGGAUUCAGUUGAUUUUGUCACGAUACCUUGCUCUUUAUAUACUUAAGUGUACUUGACCACCCUGGCCUUCUAUGUACGCACCCAAUUUUUUUUAACCUGAAAAUCUUGAAAGAGAAAGAGACUAGAACAGAAAUCAGGGAUAAGAGAGAAUAAUGAAUCCUAUGGAUGCUAAGUAUCUGUUGACUAACUACUGUAUAACCUGCUGCCGGAUACAGGUGAGAGGGAUGAUGUAGCCAGGCAGUAGACAUCCUAGUUAGAGCUUCAAUACACUGGGUUUAAUGGAUGGGAUCCUUUAUCAGGUAAUUUUCUAAAGAGCUUCCCAAGUCUAUUUUUCUUGUCCCUAUUGUGAUACUAUGACACAUUUCCACGUAUCUCUAUAAUUUUUAAGUUGAUAUUUUUAUGUGUUUUCCUGAGUAACAUUAGUCUCACUUUAUCCUGUAAGAUAUUUUCCUUUUCACUUAAAUAAGUUUGUGUACUGUACGUAUGACUGACCCUGUAAACUGAUUUAGUUAUAUAAUUAAUCUUAGGUUAUAUUAUUUCUGGAUGAAUAAAUGAUGUGUGGUACUAGUGUGCUGAAAGAUCGUAGAAAAUUACUUAGUUUUAUACACUAAUAUGAGUGAAAUAUACCUUUAGAGUGAUUUGAGUACAUGGAAUGUGUGGUUUCAGGGUGAUUAUAUAGUUAACUGUAAGUGAAUCAAUAUUUUUUUGUACCUACCAACUGAGUGUGCCGUGUUGACUGUAAUAUACGAGAAAAAUAGUAA